Angiostrongylus costaricensis is the source of this 378-nucleotide messenger RNA. Lineage: Eukaryota; Metazoa; Nematoda; Chromadorea; Rhabditida; Metastrongylidae. The record is from the annotation of a GenBank genome assembly.
AUGGAAGGAGAUGAUAUGGAGGAAAAUGGAGGAAUGGCACAUCUCAUGAUAAAGCCGGAAGAUGUUCCGCAAAUAAAUGAGGAAACCAGCGUUCCUAUUGUUGAAUCGAACGACGUAGAUAUAAUAGAGACGGCUACGGAACCACCAGCAGUUGAGGAGACGACGAUGCUUAAAACAGUUGACGAUAAAUCCGUGUGUCAGAUCAAGCCUUCAGAAGGCCGCACUUGUCGCGAAGACGAGCAGCCACCACGAACAAAUCUACACUACUUCUACUCGCCCAAAGAUCGUCGGUGCAAACUUUACUUUUACCGCGGUUGUGGUGGAAAUGCGAACCGCUUUGAAAAGAAAUCCGACUGUGAACGGCUCUGCUUACAUUAG